This is a messenger RNA of Brassica rapa (field mustard), 5172 nucleotides long. RefSeq names its product PH, RCC1 and FYVE domains-containing protein 1. Lineage: Eukaryota; Viridiplantae; Streptophyta; Magnoliopsida; Brassicales; Brassicaceae. The record is from RefSeq and is a predicted model, not a curated record. Gene Ontology annotation, molecular function: metal ion binding.
CAAAAUGUUAUAGUAGUAAAUGAGAUAGUUCUUCUUUUCUACUGUAAUGCUUGUUUUUUUAGACAUGUCUUUAGAUGCAUUAUCAAACUUUUCUGAGUUUGUGUCUCUAUCUAUUUAUCGUUUUAUUUGUGUUGUGAAGUUUUAAAUUUGGCUAUUCGGGUUUGUCCGAAAAAGCUUAUUUGCUUUGUCGUGUCUUAAAUAUUAAUGAAAGUAACUGGUUGCACAAAAAAAGUUAUAAUAGUAAACACAUGUGCCACUUGCAAUAGCAUUUGACAGUUAUUACUUGCAAGACUCAUUUAUACAAAAGAAAAAAAUGUUCUUAGUCUAACUUUUGUGUUUUCUUUACGUGAUCUUCUUUGUUGCAAAGAAAUAGGAAGUAACCUUCCAACUUGUAAUUACAAAAUUAGUUUGAUAUUAAUUUUCUUGGUGUAAUGCAACUUGUAUAGUUGUAAGAUAGAGAAUACAAAAACUAAGUGUAGUAAUCGUAUUCAAAGAGGAAACAACUAGAAAAUGAACAUGCUUACAUGUAACAGACAGAACCAUGUUGUCUGUAGAUUCUUAGUAUUAGGACAUUGUUGAUGCAUGGAUUGGGUAUAAAACUGAUUGAAGCUUUUUCUUUCCAUGGCUAUAUCUUACAUAACGAAAUUUGGAAGUAAUGUCAAUUGCUAUGUGUUUUAGUCAAAAAGAAUGUCAAUUGAUGUGUGAUGAUAAAUUCUAAUGGCUCUUUUAGUUCGUGUGUUGCCAUGAAAAACCUCUUUCGGAGACAGCAAAACUAUAUUGUUUUCGAGGCGACGUUUUUAUAUAAAAAUGAGAAAGCGACGAGACCUGAGCACGAAUGAGAGAGAAACAGACAAUGAGAGACAACUAGCUCCGUUUUGUUUUCUAGAUAAAAUAAACAACGAGACUUAGUAUACACUUCAUUUCCAAGCUCAAAAGCUCAUCGUGACUUCCAUUUUAUAGUUUCUUAAAUCAUUUCUUCUAAAGUCAGCCGAUUCGUGUCUUCCUCUAAAUCUCAGGUUCAACUAGUAACUAUCAACCCGCCCUACGGUUUAAUUUUUUUUGGGUACUAUCACAACCCUUCCAAACAAAGAAGUACACUUUGUAAAAUAUAUUUGAUAAUUGUUCAAUCUAAUUAAGCAAAAAAAAAUAUUUGAUAACUUUCUUAGAUACCGUAAAAUUUUAUAAAAAUUAAUACAAAAAGAAAAAUUUCUGAAAUAAAAUUACUUAAAAUUAAGAUAAUUUAACUACUCUUAAUUUUAAAUUAUUAUUCUAAGCUAAUCUCUUACAUACUAAAUUAUACACUAAACUCAAAUUCAAAAAAAAAAUGUUUUAGUCCUAUAUGAGAUUAUUUUUCUUUAUUAGUUUUACGAUAAAAUAAUAAUAUAGGUUCACAGCAUUAUUUUACAAAGAGUUACGAUGCACAAAUUUAAUUGCAAAGUCUACCUUUAAAAAAAAUUCAAAUGAUAAUUCCUUUUUUUGAAACGAAUAAUGUAAAUUAAAAAUAUAAGAUUGAUUUUGUUUAUUUAUUUGUACUUUUUAACCUUGACUAUGUCCGUAGUUCGAUUUCCUCGGAAAGACUAGUUUCGUUGCCGGUUUGAGGAGGAAGUUGAUUCUCUCGUUCGCGCGCGCGCUCUCUUCUCCCUCCUCGUCCUCUCUCUCUCUCUAGCCGGUCUCUCACGGCGCUUCUUCACUGCUCCGGCGAAGAUAUAAACUUGAAUUGGGAGAGUUAAAGAGCGGAAUUUGAUGGUUAGAAAGGCGGAGACUUCACCUAGUGUUGUUUGCUUAGGAUGAACGGUGCUCCCUUUUGCGAUCCUAGAGGGUUUCUUAAUCUCAUGGAAUGGCUGAUCUCGUGAGCUACGGUAGCAUCGAGCGAGACAUCGAACAGGCUCUAAUUGCUUUGAAGAAAGGAGCUCAACUCUUGAAGUAUGGUCGGAAAGGAAAGCCUAAGUUCUGUCCCUUUAGACUCUCCAAUGAUGAGACCUCUUUGAUAUGGAUCUCAAAUGGUGGAGAAAAACGUUUGAAGUUAGCUACUGUAUCUAAGAUUGUUCCAGGCCAAAGAACUGCUGUUUUCCAACGUUACCUUCGCCCUGACAAGGACUACUUAUCUUUCUCUCUCAUAUACUCCAACAGGAAGCGGACUCUUGACGUGAUUUGCAAGGACAAAGUUGAGGCAGAGGUGUGGAUAGCUGGCCUCAAAGCUCUAAUAUCUGGUCAGGGCGGCCGCGCCAAGAUCGACGGCUGGAGUGACGGCCUCUCUAUUGCUGAUAGUAGAGACUUGACAUUAGGCAGUCCUACAAACAGCUCGGUUUGUGCCUCUCGAGAUUUCAACAGCGUUGACGUUCCUUACGCUUCAACCGCUUUCUCAAAGUCUAUCCGAACUGAGAACUCCGUCAGCUCCGAAAGGUCACAUGUGCCCUCAGGCAGCCCAAACAUGUCAGUACGAGGACCUUCAACAGACGUGUUCCGCGUCAGUGUCUCCAGUGCUCAAAGCACCACUUCAAGCCACGGCUCUGGUCCAGACGAUCGUGACGCUCUAGGUGAUGUUUAUCUAUGGGGUGAAGUUCCAUCUGAUAAGAACGCUACUUCAAAGUCUAACGUCCUGGUUCCAAAGCCGUUGGAGUCCAACGUGGUUUUGGAUGUACAUCAAGUAGCGUGCGGGGUGAAGCACGCUGCUCUAGUGUCUAGGCAAGGCGAGGUGUUCACAUGGGGAGAAGAAUCAGGAGGACGUCUCGGCCAUGGGAUGGGAAAAGACGUUACUGGUGGACCCCCACAGCUUAUUGAGUCUCUAGCUGGUUCUAGCGUUGACUUUGUCGCAUGCGGUGAGUUCCACACGUGCGCUGUUACAAUGAACGGAGAGAUCUACACAUGGGGUGACGGAACACACAACGCAGGGCUUUUGGGACAUGGCACCGAUGUGAGUCACUGGAUACCUAAGAGAAUCUCAGGUCCUCUCGAAGGUCUUCGAAUCGCUUCGGUGUCAUGCGGACCGUGGCACACCGCUUUGGUAACAUCAACAGGACAGCUUUUCACUUUUGGAGAUGGGACGUUUGGUGUUUUAGGACAUGGUGAUAAGGAGACUGUGUUUUACCCGAGGGAAGUCAAGUCUUUAUCCGGUUUGAAGACUAUUGCCGUUGCGUGCGGUGUGUGGCACGCUGCUGCGGUGGUGGAAGUCAGUUCGAGUGUGUCGUCAGGGAAGCUCUUCACAUGGGGUGAUGGUGACAAGGGCCGUCUCGGUCACGGAGACAACGAGACUCGUCUUAAACCCACUUGUGUAUCAUCUCUAAUCGACAAUGAUUUCUACAAAGUUGCGUGUGGACAUAGCUUAACAGUCGGAUUAACAACAUCUGGUAAAGUUUACACUAUGGGUAGUAGUGUCUACGGUCAGCUAGGGAACCCCACUGCUGACGGGAAGCUUCCUUGCUUAGCAAGUAACGACUCUGUUGAAGAAGUAGCGUGCGGAGCUUAUCAUGUAGCGGUGUUAACAUCUCGCAACGAAGUUUUUACUUGGGGGAAAGGUGCUAAUGGGAGACUAGGUCAUGGAGACGUGGAGGAUCGUAACGCGCCGACUCUAGUUGAGGCUUUGAAAGAGAGACAUGUUAAAUACAUUGCGUGCGGCGCAAACUUCACGGCGGCGAUAUGUCUUCACAAGUGGGCUUCCGGCGCUGAGCAGACUCAGUGCUCAGCUUGUAAGCAGGCUUUCGGAUUCACUAAGAAGAGUCACAACUGUUACAACUGUGGUCUCGUCCACUGCCACUCGUGCAGCUCCAAGAAGUCGCUGAAGGCUUCCCUGGCGCCUAAUCCAGGGAAGCCUUACCGCGUCUGCGAUUCUUGUUACUCCAAGCUGAGUAAAGCCUCGGAAGGUAGCGUGAUGCCGCGGCUUUCCGGGGAGAACAAAGACAGGUUGGAUAAAGCCGAGCUGAGGCUGGCGAAAUCUGGAAUACCGUCGAAGAUAGAUUUGAUCAAGCAGCUGGAUAGCAGGGCGGCUAGGCAAGGGAGGAAAGGGGAGACGUUCUCUCUUGUCAGAACUUCUCAGACGCCUUUGUUACAGCUUAGGGAUGCUUUUAGUAAUGUGGCUGAGUUAAGGCGUGGGCCACCGAAACCGGUUGUGACUCCGUCUGGAGGGAACUCUAGAUCUGUGUCGCCUUUCUCGAGGAGGUCUAGUCCUACUCGUUCGGUUACUCCCAUUCCUUCGAUGGUUGGUAUUGGCUUUUCAACUAGUGUAACUGAGAGUUUGAAGAAGACUAAUGAGCUUUUGAAUCAGGAAGUGGUCAGAUUGCGUGCUCAGGCCGAGAGCUUGAGGCAGAGAUGUGAGGUCCAAGAACUUGAAGUUCAGAAGUCUAUGAAGAAAGCACAAGAAGCAAUGAAACUGGCAUCAGAGGAAACUGCCAAAUCAGAAGCUGCAAAAGAAGUUAUAAAAUCGCUUACAACACAGCUGAAGGAUAUAGUGAAGCUACUACCACCUGGCGCUCACGAAGCUGAGAUCACAAGAACAACUCAUUUGCUGAACGGGUUUGAGCAAAACGGGAUUCAUUUUGCUAAUGCAAAGGGACAGCGUUCAUCACGUUCUGAUUCAGUGAGUGACACCCCUCUUACAUCUCCUUUGACCCCUCCCUCACGCUCAAUGAAUGGACUCUGGAGAAGCUCCCAGUCGCCAAGAAACACAGACGAGCUUCAAAGCGACGGUGUUAGAAUCAGUAAUGGUUUCUCAGAAGAUGGCGACACUCGCAGAAACUCGAGAAGCUCAGUAGCAACAUCAAAUGCUUCUCAAGUGGAGGCUGAGUGGAUCGAACAGUAUGAGCCUGGUGUUUAUAUCACACUACUGGCUUUAGGAGAUGGAACUAGAGAUCUCAAACGUGUGCGCUUUAGCCGGAGAAGAUUCAAGGAGCAACAAGCAGAGGCAUGGUGGACAGAGAACCGAGAAAGAGUAUACGAAAAGUAUAACAUUCGUGGUACGGAUAGACCAAGUGUGCAAUCACAGCUCCCGACAUGAUCAAACUAAACAACGAAAGCAACAGGCAUAGGAAGCAGUUUUUUGCACUGUAUAUUAUAGAGAAUAUCUAUUGUUUUGUUUACAAAGAGUGUGUCGUGAGUUUGAUAAUUUAUUGAUAAUCAACUCCAAUCUGAUGUAUGUGCUAACUUCAUGAUGUUUAGGUUUUUCUUGACUACACUGCA